Messenger RNA from Mus caroli (Ryukyu mouse), 2114 nucleotides. It is a transcript of the gene Dus1l, whose product is annotated as dihydrouridine synthase 1 like. The record is from RefSeq and is a predicted model, not a curated record. Gene Ontology annotation, biological process: tRNA processing. Gene Ontology annotation, molecular function: flavin adenine dinucleotide binding; tRNA dihydrouridine synthase activity. Lineage: Eukaryota; Metazoa; Chordata; Mammalia; Rodentia; Muridae.
GCGGCGGUGCGCUGAGUCUGAGCCACAGAGCCUGGCGGCUAUCGCCGCCUUCGUGCGGGUCCUGCUGGCGGCGCCGCGGGUCAGGCAGAGGCUACGGGGCCUUGUGUGCCCCUUUCUUUGGAGUGUGCCCGCAGCCACAGGCCUUCAUCGAGCCCCGACCAGCUCCGACGGUGCGGGAAGUAGUCCUAGUUCAAGCCCCGUGGACGUUGUCCGGUGCGGUCUCGGGCCCCAGCCAGCCCAGGGGUUAGGUAGGGGCAGCGCAGGGGUCUCUGGGCCGGACCAGGAAAGGAGCCGUCGAGGCUGACGUGCUCACUGCUCUCCCAACCCAAGAUCCGAGGCGGCAUCAGGUCUCGUGCAGCUGGGUGGUCUCAGCUGAGCAGGUUCCACAGACCUGUUCAUCCUCCACACCCGCUGCACCAGGCUGGCGUUUAAUCCAGUAGUAAAUGAGGGGAGAAGGUCCAGAGAGGUGUGGAGAGGAUGCCCAAACUGCAGGGUUUUGAGUUUUGGAGCCGCACCCUGGGGGGUGCCCGACAUGUGGUGGCACCCAUGGUGGACCAGAGUGAGCUAGCUUGGAGACUUCUGAGCCGCCGCCAUGGAGCCCAGCUAUGCUACACCCCUAUGCUACAUGCCCAGGUCUUCGUUAGAGAUGCUAACUACCGCAAAGAGAACUUGUACUGUGAUGUGUGCCCCGAGGACAGGCCUCUCAUUGUGCAGUUCUGUGCCAAUGACCCAGAGGUGUUUGUCCAGGCGGCUCUCCUAGCACAAGAUUACUGUGACGCCAUUGACCUGAACUUGGGCUGCCCACAGAUGAUAGCCAAGAGAGGUCACUAUGGUGCUUUUCUGCAGGAGGAGUGGGACCUUCUUCAAAGAAUGAUUCUGUUGGCUCAUGAGCGACUCUCUGUUCCUGUCACGUGCAAAAUUCGUGUCUUCCCAGAAAUUGACAAGACAGUGAGGUACGCCCAGAUGCUGGAGAAGGCUGGCUGUCAGCUGCUGACUGUGCAUGGGCGCACCAAGGAGCAGAAGGGGCCCAUGGCAGGAACAGCCUCCUGGGAACACAUCAAGGCUGUUCGGAAGGCUGUGGGAAUCCCUGUGUUUGCCAAUGGGAACAUCCGAUGCCUGCAGGAUGUGGAGCGGUGCAUCCAGGACACCGGCGUGCAGGGAGUCAUGAGUGCAGAGGGGAACCUGCACAACCCUGCCCUCUUUGAGGGCCGGAGUCCUGCUGUGUGGGAGCUGGCCGAGGAGUACCUGGACAUUGUGCGGCAGCACCCUUGUCCACUGUCGUAUGUCCGGGCCCACCUCUUCAAACUGUGGCACCACACGCUACAGGUACAUCAGCAACUUCGAGAAGAGCUGGCCAAAGUGAAGACCCUGGAGGGCGUGGCUGCUGUGAGCCAGGCGCUAAAGCUUCGGUGUCAGGAGGACAUGUCCAGGCAGCAAGAAGGAGUGAGGCCAGCUGACAACUUACCUGCUUUCCAUUGGAUCUGCCAGCCGUACAUCCGGCCAGGACCUAGGGAAGGGAGCAAGGAGAAUAGUGGUGGUCGAAGCAAGCGGGCUCUGGAGGAAGAAGAAGGCAGCAUGGAGGGCUUGUCCAAGAAUAAGCUGAAGAAACAACUGAGGAACCCUCACAAAACCUUUGACCCUUCCCUGAAACCCAAAUAUGCCAAGUGUGACCAGUGUGGAAAUCCAAAGGGCAAUAGGUGUGUGUUUAAUCUGUGUCGUGGCUGCUGCAAGAAGCGAGCUUUCAGAGAGACAGCAGAUUGCCCAGGUCAUGGAUUGCUUUUUAAGACCAAAUUAGAGAAGUCUUUGGCCUGGAAAGGGACCCAGCCUGGACUGCAGGAAGCCCAGCAGGUGAGGCCUGUGACACCAAGUGGUUUCUCUGAAGUCGUGGGUAGUGCCCUAGCCUGAAAGAGCCAUCCCCACCCCAGGACAGCCACUGAAGCCUGGACACUUAAGGAAAUGCCUUUACUCAGGGAAUCUCCUCUUUGACACAGAAGAACCUGUUGAUGUCUGCAGGUGGGGUCUGGCAAUGUUGCACCAAGGGCAGCUUGGUUGGACUUGCCCCAUUCCCACACUUGUGUUUCCAGCACUGAACAAUAAACCAUUUCAGAGAAGCA